AUGAGCCAAUUUCGGUACGAGGCAAAGCCACUUGAUAAAUAUUAUCCUAAAGAAACAAUUAAUGAAAGGGAAAAAAGAGAAAAUAUCACUUUUUUAAAUAUUAACAAUAAAAACUUGGCAGGGCAUUUGGAUUUACAUGACUUUGCUAGUUUAGAAAGUUUAAGUUGCUUAGGUAAUAAACUUACUAGUCUAGACUUAAGCAGUUGUAGUAAUUUAAUUAAACUUAACUGUUCUAGUAAUAAAUUGACCAGCACCGAAUUUUUGCAGGAAAUACCUAAUCCAAAAAAGUUAGAGGUAUUAAGAAUAAACAAAAACGAGGGACUGAAAGAAAACUUAAACUUUUUGUCUCUUUUUACUGGGAUCAAAGAAUUAAACGUUGAGGAUUGCCCUUUGGUUGGUAGUUUAGAACCACUAAAGAGUGCAAAAAAGUUAAAAAAAAUAUUCAUUAGUCGCACUCAUAUCAGCAAAGGCUUAGAAUAUUUACCAAAAAGUUGUCAAAAACUUUAUUGUGAUUAUGAUUACCAGUAUAAGUCAAUUAAGAUCGUCGAUGAACUAAGCAAAUUUGCUGAAGAAAGUUUAGUAUUUGUGGGACAAUCAGACACUACUGAUCCUAAUUCGCAACUUUACACACAGGUUGGAGGUGUUAUUGCUAUCGCUUCUCCUUUUGUAGAAACAAUUACUUCUUAUAUUAAUGACCAUAUUUAUGAUUUACUUGAUAAUUAUCACGAAUUAUUGGGGAUAAUCAAGAAGAUAAAAAAAUCUAAAUUAGGGUCGGUGAAUAAGGUACUUAACGACUUAAGGAGUAAGACUAAAAAAUUUUUAAAGAAAUAUGAUGAAGACAAAAAUGAAGUAAUUGAUAUUAAUGAGUUGAUAAAAGGCAGAAUAAAGUUCGCUACCGAUUUAAGCAAAGAAAAUCUAGGUGAAGGAAGUAGUCAAUUAGGUGAUAUUGUAUUAGCAAUGAAAAAAUUAGAGGAAGAAAUAGUUAAGUAUCAACAAGGAUAUUCAUUCGAGACAAUUGAAUCAGAAAGUGAUUUAGAGGGAAAUGAAAAUAAUAACUCAUUAGAAAAAAAUCGGGAGGCAAAAGGAACUGAAGUGGUAACAGAAGACCAGCAAAGUGAAAUUCAAACUCAAAUAGUAGUUUCAUUACAUCAACGUGAUUUAAAUAAUUAA
Messenger RNA from Entrophospora candida, 1170 nucleotides. Lineage: Eukaryota; Fungi; Glomeromycota; Glomeromycetes; Entrophosporales; Entrophosporaceae. The record is from the annotation of a GenBank genome assembly.